Molecule: messenger RNA, 387 nt
Organism: Aureobasidium melanogenum CBS 110374
Lineage: Eukaryota; Fungi; Ascomycota; Dothideomycetes; Dothideales; Saccotheciaceae
Exons: 3
Coding region: 1-387 (128 amino acids)
Source: RefSeq, a predicted model, not a curated record
AUGCCACCAAACAGUGCUCAUGGAAAGCUAGACAGUGAGGAGACGAAUGCCGCGGCGUGGCAGGCUACAAGAGGUGCUGUUACGGGAGCAGCAAGGUGGGGCAUCUACUCAGCAGUCGCGGCCGGCAUUGCGUAUGCUUAUUCACCAGUAUAUCGUGGGCUUACGGUUCAAUUCAAAGUCUUCCUUCAAAUGUCCGGCAUGAUCUUCGGCAGUGUCGUAGAAGCAGAUGAACGCUUGCGUAUCUAUGGUGAGCAGUCACGGCGUCAGAAAGUCAUGGCCCGCGAUGCUGCUGUAUGGAGAAAAUACGAAGAGGAGUUUGAGAGUUUGGGUAUUCCGGGUGUCGCUAGCGAGGCCAGAGCCAAAAGAGAUCAACAGCAGGAGAAAUGA